AUGACUUCAAAAAGGACGUUUUUGGUUGGAAUAAGUGGUGCUUCGAGCUCAGGGAAGACGACUGUUGCAAGACUUGUCAAUUCGCUGCUACCAAACUCAGUGUUGAUACAUCAAGACGAUUUCUAUUAUCCAGACGACAAGAUUCCGUAUGACGAGGCUCGUGGUGAGUCCAAUUGGGAUUCUGCGGAUGCCGUGGACUUCCCCAAGCUGAUACAUACUCUAAAGGAGAUCAAGGCCGAUCCGGAAACCGUGUAUCACGUUGAUUCGCUGGAACUAGACGACCACAAAAAGUUCAGUCUGGACGAGAAUUUCGUGGAAGCAAUGAAAACAUUUGUUUCUGAACAGGAAAAGACCAACGGUUUGGACAAUGUCAGAAUCGUGAUUUUGGAUGGGUUUCUGCUAUUCAACAACACGGAAGUUCUUGAUUUAUUGGAUGCAAAGUUUUUUUUCACCGCCAAAUACCAAACACUCAAAGAUCGCAGAGCUGCUCGUCAUGGUUAUAAUACGAUUGCCGGGUUCUGGGUGGAUCCACCAAAUUACUUCGACAACUUUGUGUGGGCGGAGUACUUUCUGAACCACAAGCAUUUGUUUAAGAAAGAUACCGCAGAUUUAGAAACCCAUGUGAAAGAAACAGGAGGAGUAAUAGCAACGAGUGAAAUUCAACAAUUUCAGAAUGAGAACGAUACUAACGUUGAUCAGCUGGUGUCCAGUGUGAUUAAAGCGAUCACGAGAAAGAUUGGAGACAUCACUUUGGACAGUAUAUGA
Messenger RNA from Kuraishia capsulata CBS 1993, 765 nucleotides. RefSeq lists its product as uncharacterized. Gene Ontology annotation, molecular function: kinase activity; ATP binding. The record is from RefSeq and is a predicted model, not a curated record. NCBI's taxonomy places the organism in Eukaryota, Fungi, Ascomycota, Pichiomycetes, Pichiales, Pichiaceae. Gene Ontology annotation, cellular component: cytoplasm. The transcript has 2 exons. The coding region runs from base 1 to 765 and encodes 254 amino acids.